UUUACUUUUAGUUAAUGCUUCUCUGCAAUUUCAUGUCCGCUGCGUAAACGGCGGCCGUUUUUUCUUCUGCUGCUGCGGAGUACGGUGUUCCGGUUAGGAAAAAGUGAGCGUGGUCGGCUGUCAGUGGCUGGCGAUGGCGGAGGUUGUUGAGAGGGAGGUGACUCUCAAGGAGUUGAAGACUAUGAUGGCGGAGUUUGCUAGAGAGAGGGACUGGGAUCAGUUUCAUAGCCCUAGAAAUCUCCUUCUCGCUAUGGUGGGUGAAGUGGGAGAGUUGUCUGAGAUAUUCCAGUGGAAAGGGGAGGUUCCAAGAGGCCUUCCUGGCUGGAAAAAUGAAGAGAAACAACAUCUUGGGGAAGAACUCUCAGACGUUUUGCUGUACCUUGUUAGGCUCGCUGACAUAUGUGGGAUUGAUCUUGGUAAAGCAGCUCUACGGAAGCUGGAGCUGAAUGCCAAGAAAUAUCCAGUCAAGCUUUGCAAAGGGUCGUCAAGAAAACACACACAAAUCAGCAGCAGCGAAGCCGAUUGCAAUGAAAGCGAUGGAAAAGAAGACCCCAGUAAACAGUGACAGCAGCAGCGGCAUCAGAGAAGCAGUGAUGGUGUCUCUUCUGAACUUUGGUGGUAUGAUUUUAUAUAUUAUGUCUUUAUGACUUAACUUGGAUAGCUUCUAAACGUUGUUGUCAUGUGUCAUGGGCUCUUCUUUUGUGAGUAUAUUUAAUGAUAUACUUCCACACA
Messenger RNA from Cucurbita pepo subsp. pepo (vegetable marrow), 732 nucleotides. RefSeq lists its product as uncharacterized. Gene Ontology annotation, biological process: nucleoside triphosphate catabolic process. Lineage: Eukaryota; Viridiplantae; Streptophyta; Magnoliopsida; Cucurbitales; Cucurbitaceae. The record is from RefSeq and is a predicted model, not a curated record. Gene Ontology annotation, molecular function: nucleoside triphosphate diphosphatase activity.